GGCAGCCGGCGAAGGCGCCGCCAGCCUGCCAGUGAGUUCUGUGUCAGGAGCUGCUGGUGCAACUGCUGAAGCAAAGCGCUGCCAUGGGGCGAGUACAAGGAGGGAUGCGCUGUGUCAAGUUCCUGCUCUUUAUUUUCAACUUCAUCUUCUGGUUGGCAGGCUCUGCAGUUGUCGCAUUCGGCCUAUGGCUACGGUUUGGAGAGGUAGUAAGAGAUUUAACGACUGAGGAGAAGUCUCCAGAAUACUUUUACAUGGGACUCUAUGUGCUUGUGGGAGCAGGUAUACUUAUGAUGACAGUGGGAUUCUUUGGAUGUUGUGGAGCUGCCCGUGAAUCUCAGUGCCUCCUUGGAGCAUUCUUUACUUGCUUGCUGGUGAUUUUUGCUGCUGAAGUCACUGCUGGAGUUUUCGCUUUUAUUGGCAAGAAAGCGGCUGUUGAUGAAGUCCAAGCUAUUUAUAAUGAAGCUUAUGAAGACUAUUUAAAAGAUGCAGAGAAAGGCAACAAAACACUGAUCCAGUUCCACGAUGCGCUUCAGUGUUGUGGGAAAGAAACUGAUCUUCCAGUGAAAGCCACCUGUCCGAAAGACAUUCAAGAACACAAAAACUGCCUAGAUGAAAUCCAGAUUCUCAUUGAUUCAAAGCUUCAUUUAGUUGGCAUUGUUGGAAUCGCAAUUGCGGGAAUCACAAUCUUCGGCAUGAUCUUCAGCAUGGUGCUAUGCUGUGCAAUCCGAAAUACAAGAGACAUGCUCUAGGACUCUCGCUGCAUAACAUUACUUUCACACCAGGGAGUGGAGGGCUUCCAGACAGAACUCUGCAAGAAGCACUUGCCCUGUUCAGCUUAACAACUGUAAUCCAUUUUAAUUAGUGGUGUUAACCAACUGACAGAGGAAAGGGGAAGUUUGGUGAGCCUGAGUUUGCAUCAUUUGUGUUUCAAAUUUCAAGUCAAAAUCUGAGAAAAAUCUGUAACAAAGCCUUUUCCUUACAAAAAGGCAAUGGCAGCAUCUAAAACUAAAUUUAUUUUAAAUAUGAAAUUUGCACAUA
This is a messenger RNA of Heteronotia binoei (common prickly gecko), 1038 nucleotides long. RefSeq names its product tetraspanin 2 (gene TSPAN2). Lineage: Eukaryota; Metazoa; Chordata; Lepidosauria; Squamata; Gekkonidae. The record is from RefSeq and is a predicted model, not a curated record. The transcript is spliced from 8 exons. The coding region runs from base 84 to 749 and encodes 221 amino acids. Gene Ontology annotation, cellular component: membrane.